This is a messenger RNA of Dreissena polymorpha, 1024 nucleotides long. RefSeq names its product beta-1,3-galactosyltransferase 2-like. Gene Ontology annotation, cellular component: membrane. Gene Ontology annotation, molecular function: hexosyltransferase activity. The transcript is spliced from 2 exons. The record is from RefSeq and is a predicted model, not a curated record. Lineage: Eukaryota; Metazoa; Mollusca; Bivalvia; Myida; Dreissenidae. Bases 200 to 1024 code for a protein of 274 amino acids.
AAUGAAAUGUGCAGUAUAUACUGCGUCAUGAGAAAUAUGAUACAGCUGUAAAGACAACCAAUGCUGCAUGAGAGUUGAACCCACUAGAACGUAGGAAUUCAAAAAUAAAAUACAAAUGACAAAUAACAGCGCAUUAAACACAAGUGCAUUUCUAUCAUAAUUCUGACGUUAAAGUCAAAGCAGAGGAAAAGCUGGAUAAAUGACAAGACUUAUAAUAACUUCCAUGCCGUCACAAACGAAGACACAGCGGGUCAAGUUGAAGAGGCGCUGGACAUUUUCCGGACCGGAUAUACUAGGUUACCUGCUCAAAAUGUGUCAGCGCUUCUUGGGAUAUAUCGCCACAGCAGCUGUAGUAAUAUCUAUCUUAUCCCUCGUAAUUAUUCUGAACUACACGGAUAACAUACAGAGAGGGAUUGUUCAGAGGAAAAAGCUUGAUACCAAGCAAGUGCUAAACCGUCCGUAUCUCGGUGAAUGGUCUCUUAUUCAAAAAGUGACGACGGCGACAACAAUGGUUUCACAACACACAACAUCGAACCUGUCGUCAGAGCUUAUGGCGAUAACGCCCAACCCUGAACUCGAUAGGCUCAUUAAUGCAUCGUCUAAAGCGAAGUAUCCAGUUACAAUUAACGGAAAGUACAUAUUUGAAAAUCCUCAAUUGUGUUCAUCAGUGGCAAAUUUGUCGGUACUAAUAAUUGUGCAUACCGCUCCGGAUCAUUUCGAAAUGAGGCUGGCGAUACGCAGGACGUGGGCGAACGACACGUUUUACCGGAAAAUGGGGGUCGCCCGGGUGCUCUUCCUUCUGGGGCAGGUUGGGGAUUCGGCGCUUCAGAUGAAGAUGGAAGCUGAGUUCAAUGAGUACCGCGACAUGCUGCAAGGGGAUUUCCGAGAUUCCUACCGGAACCUCACUCACAAGGGCGUCAUGGGGUACAAGUGGAUCACAGAACGAUGCAGAAACGCGAAAUUUAUUUUAAAAACUGACGAUGACAUUGUUCAUAUUGUUUACUCGAGUCUUACCAAAGUUUGA